GACGCAAGCCAGGAAGGGACUCGCCCGCUGAUUGGCUCGCGGUGACCCCGUGACUGGAGGGGGCGAGGCGCCCGCCGCCAGGUCGGAGCGGGCAUGGCGGCGGCGCCGGGGGUGACGGAGCGCUACUUCACGCGCUGGUACAAGCCAGAUGUUAAGGGUAAUCUAUGUGAGGACCACUGUAUAUUGCAGCAUUCUAAUAGAAUCUGUGUCAUCACGCUGGCAGAAGCUCAUCCUCUUCUUCAAAAUGGAAAAACAAUUAAGAGUAUUAAUUACCAAAUCAGUGCCAACUGCAGUAGACUUCAAAAUAAAGUCUCUGGAAAGUCAAAGCGGGGUGCUCAGUUUCUAACAGAACUUGCCCCUCUGUGCAGGAUAUCUUGUUCAGAUGGAGAAGAAUAUACUAUAUAUAGUUGUAUAAGAGGGCGGUUGAUGGAAGUUAAUGAAAACAUUCUGGAUAAUCCAGCUAUUCUACAAGAAAAGACACCCAGUGCUUCUAGAAGAUGUAGAAAGAACGAAGAUGCUGAUCUGAACUCAUGGCUGCAAUGACUUACUACGAGCCAACUGCUGAGAUAUGGGAAAACUGUGCAACUCUGAUAUCUCAUUUGGGCUGCCACCACAAAGAAGACCUCUGUAGAUACUCUGGAUGCUGUUGCUAGUCCAAAGGGAAGAUCUCUGAACUGCAAAUGUUCCUGACCCAUUCGAAACCAAAAGGAACUUUCUGUGGGACAGAUGGAUAUCUACAUGGAAAUAGGCAUCCUUCAUGUUGAUUGCCACAAACCAUAUUCCCUCCUGUAGAGAGGGAUUAUUGAUGCUAGUGUAACCAUCUUAAAUUUGGCUUUCGAAUAAAGAUGCUAAGUUGUUGAAGGUCCAGAA
Messenger RNA from Dermochelys coriacea (leatherback sea turtle), 870 nucleotides. RefSeq names its product actin binding transcription modulator (gene ABITRAM). The record is from RefSeq and is a predicted model, not a curated record. Gene Ontology annotation, cellular component: lamellipodium; filopodium tip; dendrite. Bases 94 to 543 code for a protein of 149 amino acids. The transcript is spliced from 6 exons. Gene Ontology annotation, biological process: dendrite morphogenesis; regulation of filopodium assembly; regulation of actin filament polymerization. Gene Ontology annotation, molecular function: actin filament binding; actin monomer binding. NCBI's taxonomy places the organism in Eukaryota, Metazoa, Chordata, Testudines, Dermochelyidae.